AUGCUGAUUGAUUUGGCUCGGCGGCAACGAAUCUGCGACACGUAUCCAUCAACGUUAGCCGAAAUGACGUUGAACAUCGAUUUCCAAAAGCUCAUCAAAGUACUUGUUUCAAUCGAAGACGAGCCCGGCGGAAUGGUGAGUUGCCUCGCCGCAAAAGAUGCUUGUCACCUGUCGAUUGCGGAAGUGGUCGACAAACUAACGACGGACAUCGACUAUGGUCUAAGUCAGGACGAGGCGGAGCAUCGGUUGAAGUUUCACGGGUACAAUGAGUUCAUCGUUGAAGACAAGGAGCCGUUGAUCAAGAAGUACAUCGAUCAGUUCAAGGACCCACUGAUUCUUUUGCUACUUGGUAGCGCAUUGGUCAGCAUCGUGAUGCGGCAGUUCGACGAUGCAUUUAGUAUCACGUUGGCGAUUCUGAUCGUCGUCACCGUUGCCUUUGUACAGGAAUAUCGAUCCGAAAAGUCGUUGGAUGAGCUUACGAAAUUGGUACCUCCCACUUGUACAUGCGUUAGAAGAGGUGUUUCGCGUCCAAUGCUCGCUCGCGAGCUGGUACCCGGCGAUGUCGUUAUCUUAAAUAUGGGCGAUCGUGUUCCCGCCGAUAUGCGUCUUUUUGAGGUAUUUAUUUUUGAAUCAUUUUUUACUACCUAAUC
Molecule: messenger RNA, 650 nt
Organism: Soboliphyme baturini
Lineage: Eukaryota; Metazoa; Nematoda; Enoplea; Dioctophymatida; Soboliphymatidae
Source: the annotation of a GenBank genome assembly